Lolium rigidum is the source of this 1755-nucleotide messenger RNA. Its product is annotated as F-box/LRR-repeat protein At3g26922-like. The transcript is spliced from 3 exons. NCBI's taxonomy places the organism in Eukaryota, Viridiplantae, Streptophyta, Magnoliopsida, Poales, Poaceae. Gene Ontology annotation, molecular function: protein binding. The record is from RefSeq and is a predicted model, not a curated record. Bases 1 to 1587 code for a protein of 528 amino acids.
AUGGAGCCGCAGCCGGUCAUCGGCCACAGCAUGGACGCGCUGCAGGGCAUCCUGCAGAGCCGGAACCAGAGCUGGGAUCCCCGGAUGCUGCAGAUCGGCAUCGACGUGAUGCUCAUCCACGCCUACGACUCCCUCCCCUCCCUGCCCGCCUACACCACCGCCCCUCUCUCGCACGCCGCCGCGACCGCAUCGUGGGUCCCCGACGGCGUCGACCGCAUCGGCCACCUCCCCGACCCGAUCCUCCGCGACGUCAUCUCCCGCCUCCCCGUCAAGGACGCCGCGCGCACCGCCGUGCUCGCCUCGCGCUGGCGCUCGCUCUGGCGCUCGGCGCCCCUUGUCCUCGCCGACAUCCACCUCCUCACGGGCAUCGCCACUGGUCCGGCCGGCCGGCCCCGCAUCGGCGACGAGACUCCCGGCCUCGCCGACGCGGUGUCCCGCGUCCUCGCGACGCACCCGGGCCCCUUCCGCUCCGUCCACCUCACCUGCAGCGCCAUGGAGGCGCACCGGGGCGAGGUAGCACGCUGGCUCGACGCCCUCGCCGCCAAGGCCGUCCAAGAGCUCGCCUUUAUCAACCGCCCCUGGCCGCUCGACAUCCGCCUCCCGGCCACGCUCUUCAGGUGCGCCUCCCUCACCCGCCUGCACCUGGGCGUCUGGAAGUUCCCGGACACCGCCGCCGUCCCGCGCUCCGCCGCCUUCCCCAACCUCCGGGAGCUCGGCCUCUUCUUCAUCAACAUGGAUGAACGCGACCUCGCCUUCCUGCUCGACAGAUGCCCCGUCCUGGAGACCCUCACUAUGAUUUUGCAGAUCGGAGUGAGCCUCCGCCUCGUAAGCCGCACCGUGCGGUGCCUUCAGCUAUGCAUGACCAAUGUGGACGACGUCGCCGUAGUGGAUGCCCCUCGCCUGGACAGCUUCUUGCUGUUUAUGUCUGGGAUGAGCAAGACAUCCAGGAUCAAGAUUGGCCGUGCGCCCAACCUGCGCGUGCUGGGAUACCUUGAGCCAAGAGAGCACGUGUUGGAGAUUGGCAACACUGUCAUCUCGGCUGGAACUAAGGAGAGCCCGAGCACUGUUGUCCCGAGUGUCAAGAUCUUGGCAUUGGAGGUGAAAUUUGCUGUCCGCAAUGAAGUCAAGAAAGUGCCCAGCUUCCUCAGGUGUUUUCCCAACCUCGAGACGCUCCAUGUCAAGUCUGCGACAGCUGAUGAGGCCACCGGCAAGGCUAGUCUCAAGUUAUGGAAAGAGGGUGGUCCCAUUACCUGUGUCCUGCGACAUAUGAAGAAGGUGGUUUUCCAUGAGUUCCAAGGUUUGAUCAACGAGAUUGUGUUCCUCAAGUUCAUCGCUGAGAAUGCUCGCUUUCUGGAGAAGAUGGUGAUUGUGGUGGCCUAUGCAUGUUACUCUUCAGAGGAGGAUGUGAAUUCCAAGCUGAAGCCUCUCACUUGUGCAAAAUGGGUCGGUGGAACUUGUAAACUUCAAGUCUUCAAGAGCCCAUUUGAAGGGACAACAGGUGGUCCAGUUUAUGAUAUCCGAUUGGCAUCUGAGUUUUCGCAAAUUGCUGAUCCUUUUGACCUGAUCUACUAUAGAGAAUCACUGUAAUCGCUGGAAGUUAAUAAGUGGCACUAUUCCUAUUGUAGAAGACUACCUUGACUUUUUCUUGCUAUCAGAACUUGCAGCAGCUGAUACCUUUAUUUCAACUGUUACUUAGCUGAGUCCUGUUUCAGUGAGGUUACAUCACAAAACCUGAGCUAAAUAUGUGCCUGGAUA